GGGCGACUCACAGUUCCAGAUGGUCCCGAGGGCCGAGCCGGGGCGCCCUAGUGACCGGUCUGCCAUAUGGUCGCCCCGUGCACUGCCCUUGGGGCGACUCGGCUAUGUCGUCUAUUAGAUGCCCCUCUGACACGGGGCAACUGUGGCUUGGAGGCGCAACCUGGUCUCCGGGGCCGGUACGGCACCAGGUGACGUGCCAAUGGCUCAUGCUGGCCUCUGAGGAAGUAAGAACUGUAUCGACUGUGGCGCACGUGCUGCUUGUGAGGCCCAGACGUGUCGCAUCGGCAUUCCCUGGAUGACAAUCCGAGUGUGCCGGCCUUUCGCACAUCAAGUUAUUGACUACGAAUCGAUCGCUCACAUCUAACGACUCGAUACAAGACAUCAUGAAUGGACAAGCCGAGCGCGAGGAGACGGACGAUUAUGUCCUGACGGACGGGAAGUAUCGGUGCAAAUCUUGUCCGCUGGCGACCGGCGCGAGGAGCUGGGCCAGGCAUUGCCGCACGAACGCCCACCGGCUAAAUUCGGAACGCCGGGCGGAGGAGAUUGUAUCAGCCAGGACGCGCGGCGAAGGUCGCAAUGAUCAACGAUCGACCGGUGAUGAUGAAGGCGUGCGCGAUCCGGGUGACAAUGGGGAUGUCCAAGAUCCUGACGAGGACGAUGUCCAAGAUGCAGACGACGAGCAAUUUUGGGACCAUAUUGAAGCGAUCCGCAACCUGCAUUCGGACCCACCGGUGAACGAGGACCCCCGGACGCUAGAUGAGGACCUUGACGAAUUGGAGGCAAUGGACACGGCACCCAAGGUCCCAUCGGUACCGGGCGCUCGCCGUGAUUGGCAGGACGUCUUGGAGAAGGAGCUUCAGGAGAUUGGCGCGGAUGACGACGAUAUCAUGGGGCCCGUGGAGGUUCCCAUCAAGAGGACAGAUGUCAGGUCUAACAGGGUCAACACGAGCCGCUGGUUCCCCUUCAAGGGGAAAAUGGAUCUGGUAGGAUCAAUGCUAAUAGGCCACACACGGUCGAUGAUCUCCAGGUUGCUCUAUGCGAAGAUACACGCCAUAUUGGCUCUUUGCGACAUGCACUUACCAGCUUGGGCAACAGUUCGAGAUUCUAGGGCUAGGAUCAAUCAGCUUCUGGGGUCAAAGGUCUGCACGGCUGAGUCAGUUUUUGAUACUCCGUGCUAUGCCCUCAGUGCCAAGCGGUUGAUUUCAGAGGAGCUGGCCAACCCUCAGGUGGCCAGCAAGCUAGAUUUUUAUCCCGAAUGGACAAAUGGAAAGGACGUCUACAAGUUUUCCCAAUCACACAAAUGGGUCGGGGGGCUCUCUCGCGCGCACCGGACACAGAUGUUUGAUAGAAAUGGGACACACUUUUACAUAUUUGAACCGGCCCAGUUGCAAUCCCUCGACGUAGUAAUCCCAUUUUUUAUAUUCCAUUACAACAGGACUUUACACACAAAGAGUUUUUGCUUGCGCCCUGAACACAUCAGUCAUGAUGGGGAGGUUCUGAAGAUUACUAUACCUGGAGGGCUUGGGUUUGACGACGACCGCUUGAGCUUGGUACCUGUCUCGGAAUUUGUGGGCCUCUACUCAUCUAUUAUUUGGUCCGAAAAUGGUAAACUGCUGAUGGAUGAAUGUGGCGGGAUUAUUACAGAGAGCUUUAUGUAUGGACUUCCGGAUGAAGUGGUUGUGUUUCCAAAUCCUUGGCGGUCAAAAUCAAACAAUCUCAUCAUCCGCCACGUGCCGCUCACUCUCUAUUCCGACGACACUUCCGGGAAUGUAUCGAAGCAAUUCAACAAACACAUAUCUUUCUAUUUCACAUUGUCCGGCCUGGCACCUCGCUUGUCUAAUCAGGAAUACAACUGCCACUUCUUGGCAACAUCUAACCUGGCCAGUGUUUGUGAAAUUUCUGAGCAGAUUGUUGCAGAGCUCAAUGAGAUGGCUUCGGAUGGCUUCCUGGCAUAUGAUCAUACAAUUAGUUCACCAGUCUGGGUCUCAUGUGUAGUAUUGUGUUUCCUGGCAGACUCGCCAAUGCAUGCGGAGAUUACCAACACCCCAAACCCUGGCAACUGUCUGAACCCAUGCAGGAUGUGCAAGUUGACAGUCAGCAAGAAGAAAUUCAAGAGGACUCGGACAUAUGUUCAACAUUUCCUUCACAGGAACAUUUGUGGGGGUCAGUUGGAAGUCCUCCCUCGCCGGUGGGCAACGACUCGCGAGAACACUCACAAGCUUUUUGCCAUCGCGAAGAAUGAAUCUCUGAACAAGUCUACGAAUAAGGCCAUUGAAUUUGGGAUCAAGGACACCAUCAAUGUCAAACUGCUCGCACUAGCAAGAAGUCACCCCGAUGGCCAGGCAAAACUGGAUGACUUGUCCGCGGGGUCUGAUACAAAUUGGAGGAUGUACAACCCAUUCUUGGAACUCUUGGGUUUUGACGGGGUGCAUGAUACACCUGUGGAAAUCUUGCACGUGAUUCUCCUGGGGAUCGUCAAGUACCUUGCUCGCGACCUUGUGGGGAGUGUGCCAGCAACAAACCGGCACGAACUCGAGGGGCGAUUGAGGUCUUUCAGCAUUAGCUCCCUCAAUAUUGAUUCUCUCAAACCCGAGUAUCUCAUCAAGCAUAUCAAGAGUUUGGUUGGUCGGGACUUCAAGAUCUUACUCCAGGCGGGCCCGUUCUUCUUGAUGGGUUUCUUGUCACCAGAGAAGCAGGCAAUCUGGUUGGCACUAUGCAAGCUGGCUCCUCUGGUUUUCCAGUCGCGCAUUGGGGACAUGACACAAUAUCUGGUCGACCUUCAGGCUCACAUAGACAUCUUCCUAUACUUAAUGAUCAAAUCUACGGCCCAAUGGGUGCACAAACCGAAAUUGCAUAUGCUCUUGCACUUACCUGCAUCGAUCGAAAGAUUUGGCCCGGCGACACUGUGCUCGACGGAAAAAUUUGAAUCAUACAAUGGGGUCCUCCGGAAUGCUUCUAUUCACUCGAACCGACGCGCACCAGGCCGCGACAUUGCCAAGACUUUUGAGACUUAUGCAUCUCAUCGGUUCGUACUCUCGGGCGGUGUGAUUCAUGACCAUUCAACAGGUAUCACCAGGAAAAUUGGCCCCAAUGUGACCAAUUUUUUCUCUAACAGCAAGGUUGUCCAGCACUCAUUGGGGUACAAUGCGGCUAAGUCAGACUCCCAGGACAUCCAGGGGUUCCCCCGUACCAGUGGGGUGUGUGCACAUAAGGACGACAUCAAGACAAUCCCGCAUGAGUUGGCCGAUCUGAGCGGGCAGCCGUUGGUCAAGCAGAUUCAUCAGAUUGAGAUCAACAAUCACAACCAAGUUCACCAGGGGGCAUUUGUAGUGGUGCCAGCGUUAGGGGAAGCAGAAUGGCGGAUUGGCCGGGUGGAGAGUCUCUGGCAGGUGAAAACAUCGCAAGCAAAGGCAUUAUAUGCUCACUUAACAGUGUUUUUGGUAAGGGAGGUGGAUGAUUUCUACGAGAUGAGGAUGAUAUUGCGGUCUAAGAGGGUUGUACUUGUCAAUGCAAAGCACAAUUGCCGCAAAGGCGGAUGCCUGGUGACCCGCACAGGACCAACCGAACAGGAACGCCGUCGAACCUCGGUGAAGUCCUGGGUAGUCACCCACUCCGAUCAGGACCAUUAUGUGAUCAACGCGGCGUCUUUCCAUGCCCCAGACCUCCACCGGGCAAUUGCACGGCUCCCUGUGGAUGCAGUCUCCGACGCUGAUUGGGCCGCGGGGAUCCGGCAAGGACUUGCGACCUGGGAUGCUACAACAGGUGCGGGCGCACAGGAAUCUGAUGAAGAGCUGGGGGAGGAUGCGAAUGCGGCGGAUGAGGUGGAGAUUGGGCCCGAUUCAGGGCCCCCGGCUGAACAGGCCCUGGUGGGAACAGUGGACGCUGGUAUCAUGAGUCAUGAUGAUUCUGAUGCAGAAGGCUCAACCGAUUCAAUGGAUCGUGAUGCAGAAGGCUCCACGGAUUCGAUGUAUCAAUCAUCCCAGGAUGAUUCUGAGGAUGAAGAGGGAUAUCAUCCCCACUUGGGUAAUGAUGAUGAUUCUGACGAAGCAUGA
This is a messenger RNA of Puccinia graminis f. sp. tritici CRL 75-36-700-3, 4052 nucleotides long. RefSeq lists its product as uncharacterized. Bases 384 to 4052 code for a protein of 1222 amino acids. Lineage: Eukaryota; Fungi; Basidiomycota; Pucciniomycetes; Pucciniales; Pucciniaceae. The transcript has 10 exons. The record is from RefSeq and is a predicted model, not a curated record.